UGCGUGGGUGUCUCGGCUCGGACGGCGCCGGUGGCCGUUCGGACGUGCCCGGCGCACGACCGCCGAGCGGCACGCACCAAGCGCCGGCUGUCUGUGGAGGGAGUCCAGGAACGAAUGGCUAGAGCGCGCACUGCCGCCCGGGCGCCACGCCCGGUGGUCUGGGGCGGUGCCUUCUGUAACCCCGAGAACCCCUGGGCGGUCGGGGCUUGGCAUGGCGGCGGUGGGAAGUGACCGGGCCGGGCCCCCCGCCAUCCUCCCCUCCUACAAAGCCGUGGGCUCCAGAGAGGGAGGGGUGCUGGCGGCCUUCCUGUCCUGGGUCCACAGCGCCUGCCCCGCUCGGCCCACCCUAGGCAUCGAGGAGCUUUGUCAGAAGCGAGAGGAGUUGUGUCGGCAGAUCCAGCAGGAGGAGGAUGAGAAGCAGCGGCUGCAGAGCGAGGUGAGGCAGUUGACAGAGAAACUGGCCCGAGUCAACGAGAACCUGGCGCGCAAGAUUGCCUCUCGCAACGAGUUUGACCGGACCAUCGCAGAGACAGAGGCGGCCUACCUCAAGAUCCUGGAGAGCUCGCAGACUCUGCUUAGUGUCCUGAAGAGGGAAGCUGGGAACUUGACCAAAGGCACAGCCUCUGAGCAGAAGAGCAGUGGAGGCAAGGAGGGAGAGCUGAUGCGGCCAUAGCGGGGAGGGGCCUGCCUCCCCUCGGCCCUCAGCGGCCCCACCCCCAACAAGCCUGUCUUCAGAGCGUCUUUAUUCUUCACGGUAGCAGCUGCCUCCUUUCACUGUCUUGGGUGCCAAGCGGCUGUUGCCCAGCUCCACCAGCCCCAGGUGACAAGCCCUGGGCGCAGCCCUCCAGGUGGGGGUCCUGGCUCUGUACUCACAGGAUAUGGGGAGAACAGGCCCUGGCCUGGGUCAGUUCCUCUCCCUGCUCCCUAGUCUCAUCAGCGCGGGAGCCGCCUCACCUUGGUGCCCAGGCCAGGGGAGUGGGGGAGGGGCUGGGACCCGUCCCCUCAGAGCUUGCCCUGGUGGUCUAUGACUGUCAAUAAAGAUUGUCUUUGUAAAGAUA
Messenger RNA from Suricata suricatta (meerkat), 1058 nucleotides. RefSeq names its product SS nuclear autoantigen 1 (gene SSNA1). The coding region runs from base 212 to 673 and encodes 153 amino acids. The transcript has 2 exons. NCBI's taxonomy places the organism in Eukaryota, Metazoa, Chordata, Mammalia, Carnivora, Herpestidae. Gene Ontology annotation, cellular component: ciliary basal body; centrosome. The record is from RefSeq and is a predicted model, not a curated record.